AAUCCCUGCCGUACGUUUUAUUCAGAUUACAUCUGCCUAACUCUUUGCUGCCAGCCACUCUCCCUGCAUCCGUCGUUAUGAAGAAGAUCAUCACGGUGUUUGGAGCCACAGGUAAGUGGUAUUCCAGGAGAGGAUUAUGGGAAAGGUGGGGGCAGAUUUAACACAACUGAGCGAAUGCUGGGGACCGAAGUUAAAGGCUCAUUCCAAACCCUGAAAUCUGACUUCAGUGAUUUGAAGUGGUCAUGGUGCCUGUGUGCCGUGUUUCAUUGUGAAAUGCUACACGUAGUUUAACCCAAUUACUGCUGGAGGUGCAGUAUCAUUGGGGUGUAAUUAGCCGUCCUGCAACUAGAGUUGGCGAAUGUCCGUUCUGUUCAUAUUCCGAUACACAGAAUCUCCUUUAUUGACUAAGCGGAAUCGAAGUGACAAAGUUCUCCAUGCUUUGACUGGGGUGGGUGUAGUUAUCAUACAGUUGAGGUUUUACUAGUAGCAAUCGGCUGACGCUCCUGGCCAGUGGGGUACGGCAUCUGGCUUCAACACAACAGCAGAAGACUGUCAAUCCCUCGGUAGCAGAGGAGACCAGUGGCACGGCAAAGACCCAGGUAAAAGGGAAAACUGUUGCAAAAUGGCCUGCACCAUAACAACUACAGCCGGCCUUAGUGGUCGUUAUGUGUGGAGUAACUCUAACACACUUGAGUGAAUGCUUUGUUAGAUUAUUUAGAAUCUAAAUGACCUCACUAGAACUAAUUUCACGUUUCACCAAAACGAUAUAAACUUACAAGAAAUUCCUUUUUAUGUCCACUUUCUAAAAACUCCUGAAUUCCUUAACUGUGCAGAACCUUCAUUAGAUUAUCUCUUGCUUUAUUUUUUUUGCCCAUAUUUGUUUUAUUGGGAUUUGCUUUUUGCGGAGAUGUGCUUUAACUUUAAGGUUUCUCCUUUGCAAAGCUGCUUUACCUGCGUGCGUUUUUGGCAAGGAAGAUAUUGAACUUUCUUUUCUUCUUGCCCCACCCAGGUUGGUUUACUUUUACUGGCACACCUAAUCCAGCAAAAUGUGUUAUAGCUACAUUUUAAUCUAGAUUUUGUUUGGCACCCAAUAUGUGCGCCCUAUUCAAUCAUCUUCUAGAUGACCCUGGCAUGCCCUUCUCUUCGUAUCUCCAUUUUCAACAUGUCUUCUUAGUAAAUGCAGAUUUUUGAACUCUUGGCUGGGAGCCUUGAUGGCAUUUGCCCUAUCAUAUCAAUAUAGCUUUAUUAAAUGUCAUUAGCACACUUAUACAAGCCUAACCCAUGGACCAUCGUAACUUGGGUCUUCUCCGUUCUCUCCAGCAAUGGAUAGUAGCAGUUGUCCAUGUAGUAAGGAUACAUUAAAAAAAAAGAAAAUUUCAGACAAAGCAAGUAUAUCUAUUCUGCUUUAACUUGGAAAUAAACAAUCCAAAACUAGCAAAUACAGAACUUCUUGCAUCUUGAAGAUUUGUGGAGUGUUGAAAUGUUGCAACUCUGAUGAAGCCCCAAUAAAGGGAUAGAAACAUAGAAUGUGACGGCAGAUAAGAACCAUUCGGCCCAUCUAGUCCACCCAAUUUUCUAAAUACUAUAAAAUAUAAGGCUCAGGGUUGGCUCAUUGUACAGCGCCACAGAACAUGUUUGUACCUUAUAUUUAGUUAUUGUAAUAACGAUGCUCUAUUAUUUUCUACUAUAUAGGGAAGAAGGAGACACUUGAGUGUAUUAAGAUUAUUCAUUGGGAAAGUUUUUAUCGUUAUCUAUUAAAUCCUGCUACAUAAAAAAUCUCCCAAGUAAAAUUGUCAGCUGAAAGAGAUGCAUGGUGCAAUUGUUUUUUUUUUCUUCUUCUAAUUCUUUAUUUUUAAAGCUGGUAAUAAAAAAUGGGAUUACAAUAUGCAAAAUCUUGUGAAAAUACUCAUAAUUAAACUUUCUAUAUUUCACCAUUAAAAAAUAAAAUAAAACAAAAACCAUUAAAAAGAAAAAUGUAUAAUUAAACCAAUUCAGAUAUCGUCUACGGAUUCCACACUUAAUGAAGUCAAGUCAUGCUAACCUAUCUGUAAAACAAUAGUGCAUAGCUAACAGCCUCUUCUCUAUAUAUACCCUUAUUAUCAUUAUCACACACGAAUAAAAAAAAUAGGCUUGGCCUGCUUCCAAUAACAGGGGGAGCAAUACAUUUUUUUUUCUUUUAAAUGGUACAAUUGUUAAGUAAUUGCUUACCACAGAUUAGUUUAUAAACUCAUUUGUUUUUCGAUUUCUUUAAAUUUUUGUUGCUAGGGUUGUAAAUCGUCCUUCAUCUCAAACUCUCACAUUUGUACUUUUUUUUUUAAGGUGCCCAAGGGGGUUCGGUAGUGAAAGCUCUCUUGGAGGAUGGUACCUUCAAUGUCAGAGCUGUGACCCGGGACACCAGUAAGCCGGCAGCCGUAAAGCUGAGACAGGCCGGGGCAGAGGUGGUGUCUGCUGAAAUGGACAAUAAAGAGAGUCUGGAAGCUGCCCUUAGUGGCGCUUAUGGAGCUUUUAUAGUCACGGUUUGGGAUAAUUCCAAGAAGGAUAAGGAGUUCAAACAGGUAAAAACUUAACAAUAUUAUUUUAGUCCAAUUAUAAAGUAUUAAUUUGAUGUGUUUACUCAAUAAACAUCCCCAAUCCCGCCGACACCCACCAUUAUACACUACACAAAAAAGUCUCAUUCUUCAUUCCAUGUUUUUGUAUUAUAAUUUUAGCUCAGCAUAUACGCUUAUCUUAGAUCUUUAAUAAGAAUUAUCAAAGCAAUUUACCCGCAAGGAUGCAUUUAUAUUUCUCUAGUUUUCAACAACGACAUAGAACCUACAGCCACUUCAGUCCUAAUUAUAAAAAGUAUCGUCCAAAUAGGUUUUGAGUGAGAAUUUCCUUGUUUAGGUAAUGGUGGAUCUGGAAUUUUCGCUGCAGUUGUUACGUUGAGAACUGACCUCAAUCAACAGAGAAAUUGUAAAAAUAACUCUCAUUUUAUUUUUUAGGGCAAAAUGAUUGCAGAUUUGUCAAAACAUCUGGGCCUUAAACAUGUUGUCUUCAGUGGUUUAGAGAAUGUGAAGAAACUGACAGGUGGAAAGCUGGAAGUUCUCCAUUUUGACAGCAAAGGCGAGACGGUGGAAUACUUCAGAGCAAUUGAAGUCCCAAUGACCAGUGUUAGACUUCCCUAUUACUACGAGAACCUUCUGACAUCCAAGCCCAAAAAGUCGAUGGAUGGGUCAACCUAUCAUCUGUGUAAGAUAUCUCUUGAACUGCAUCACAAUUUUUAAACCCAUUGGGACAUGUGAUCCCAGCAGCCAAUACCAAAAUGGGAUUUCUGCAGUUAAGCAUUUUAUCACAUAGAUAAAGUUACUCUAAGUUAGUUCAACUUUUAUCAAAAGCAAAUAAACUACUGAAGAAAUUUAAAAAUUACCAAUAUAGCUUUUAUCAAGCUCUAUGAUAUUGCAAAUAAUAAUUCUAAUGCCAGGGCCACUUCAAGAAAAUUGCAUAAAGACCGAGAUAAGUUUGUAUUUUCAUCUAAAGAUGCGAUUCACCAAGUAUAUGAUUACAGGCCUCCCAAUGUGUGAUGUUCCAUUGGAUGGGAUGUCUGUCGCAGAUCUUGGUCAAGUGGUGGUCAGUAUCCUGAAGUGCCCAUCAAAGUAUAUUGGGAAAGACAUCGGGCUCAGUGCGGAGAAGCUAACGGUGGAGCAGUAUGCAGCCAUAAUGUCCAAGGUCACGGGCAAGACCAUUAAAGAUGCUAAGGUGAGCACUAAUAUAUUGAAAACUAGAAUACAAAGACUCAAAGCUGUUAAUGUGAAAAGUACAAUUUAUCAUUGUAUACCUAUUCCAAAUUUUUGUCAUACGACCAAAUGUUCCUUUCAGCUCAUGCAUGAGACAGAAGUCAAUUACCAAUUCUGUAACAGUUCCAACAACGCUCUAACCGUAGAACGGCUCCCGUUGAUUGUAAUCACUUACAGCACAAUAGCAGUUAUUCCAAUUUUUGGCACAGAUUAACCCCCUAAGGACCCAUGACAUGUAUGACAUGUCAUGAUUCUCUUUUAUCCCAGAAGUUUGGUCCUUAAGGAGUUAAGGUUCUUACUAUGAUAAAGCUACUUAUUAAAGUUUUAACAAUUAUCAGGGAAUAUUCAGGUAAAAAUAUUGCUUGUAUCUCCUACAGCUUUCUCCUGAAGAGUAUGAGAAGUUGGACAUCACAGCAGCUAAACAGAUGGCCAACAUGUUCCGGUUUUAUAUAAUGAAGCCCGAACGGGAUGUGUCGAUCACACAUGAACUGAACCCUAGAGUCAAGACAUUCCAGCAAUGGUUGGAAGAAAACAAAGCAGCUUAUGAGGACUUGUAAAGAAUGUUGUUGUUGUUGUUUUUAUUUUAAUUACUUACUUAAUCAUCUACUAUUUUUACAUUACUGGAAAUCUCCCUGAAUAGAAAAAAAAUCUCAAACACCUCUAUAUCCUGUUUCGGACAUUUGGGCCUUAAAAUGUAUUUGAAUAAGCCCCACUUGAAUUAUGAAAAGUUCUGUAAUAAAGAUAUGUCUG
Messenger RNA from Pelobates cultripes (western spadefoot toad), 4523 nucleotides. Lineage: Eukaryota; Metazoa; Chordata; Amphibia; Anura; Pelobatidae. The record is from the annotation of a GenBank genome assembly.